AUGUCCUUCCAGGCAACAGCAUUUGCGUUCCUGUUUCCAGGAAAUGCCAUGACCAACUCCAUCUUGGCCACUGCCUACAUUUCUAUAUUCCCCAAUCUGCUCCUGUACUUUGUUCCUCCUGACAUUAACACUGGAUCCUUGAAUGUCUUGGUUAGUUUCGCUGUUGGCGGUCUUCUCGGUGAUGUGUUUCUCCAUUUGCUUCCUCACGCGUUCCUGGGAGAACACACCGAGGAAAAUGCUGUCGUUGUUGUUGACAACCAAAAAAACGUCCUUAUCGGCUUGGGUAUCUUUGUUGGUUUGUUCUUCUUUUUCUUCAUGGACAAGAUGAUGCGAGUAUUCAACGGUGGUAGCGGUCAUAGUCAUAGCCAUGAGCACGUCGAACAGGAGCAACAUGUAGAGCCCACUGCCACAUCUACUGCUGUCAAGGAAAAGCAAGAGGACUCUGUUCAUCAACGCAACAAGCAUGUGGUCGAACAGGUCAAGAAGGAGGUCAAGAAGCAAGAAGGCGUUAAAUUGAGCGCCUAUCUCAACUUGCUGGCUGAUUUCACUCACAACAUGACGGAUGGCCUUGCCAUGGCAGCCUCGUUCUAUGCAUCUCCUGCUGUCGGUGCUACUACUGCUGUAGCUGUCUUUUUCCACGAAAUCCCUCAUGAAGUCGGUGAUUAUGCCAUUCUGAUUCAGUCUGGAUUUAGCAAGCAAAAGGCAAUGAUGGCUCAAUUCACCACAGCUAUUGGCGCUUUCUUGGGCACUAUUAUUGGCAUCAUGAUUGAAGAAUCCUCUCUCUCCAACAAGGCUGCUGAUGAAAAGGCCGGCAACACUAAUGUCGUUGGCUUGCUGGGCACUGAUCUUCGCUGGGGAGACCUUGUGAUUCCAUUUGCUGCUGGUGGCUUCAUGUACAUUGCUACUGUGGGUGUCAUUCCAGAGCUGUUGGAGGUCACUGGUAACAUGAAAAAGGACAGAAAGCAAGCCAUUAAGGAGUUCUUUGCCAUGUUUGUUGGAUUGGGUUUAAUGCUUUUUAUUGCUUGGAACGAUAUUCCUGCGUAA
Molecule: messenger RNA, 1044 nt
Organism: Mucor velutinosus
Lineage: Eukaryota; Fungi; Mucoromycota; Mucoromycetes; Mucorales; Mucoraceae
Product: serine/threonine protein phosphatase Pzh1
Exons: 2
Coding region: 1-1044 (347 amino acids)
Biological process (GO): intracellular zinc ion homeostasis; zinc ion transmembrane transport
Cellular component (GO): membrane
Molecular function (GO): zinc ion transmembrane transporter activity
Source: RefSeq, a predicted model, not a curated record